This is a messenger RNA of Haliotis rufescens (red abalone), 1244 nucleotides long. RefSeq names its product transmembrane prolyl 4-hydroxylase-like. The transcript has 9 exons. Gene Ontology annotation, biological process: peptidyl-proline hydroxylation to 4-hydroxy-L-proline. Gene Ontology annotation, molecular function: procollagen-proline 4-dioxygenase activity; iron ion binding; L-ascorbic acid binding. Gene Ontology annotation, cellular component: endoplasmic reticulum. The record is from RefSeq and is a predicted model, not a curated record. The coding region runs from base 165 to 1163 and encodes 332 amino acids. NCBI's taxonomy places the organism in Eukaryota, Metazoa, Mollusca, Gastropoda, Lepetellida, Haliotidae.
CCACAGUGAAUAUUAUACCACAAGCAACUGCACACGGGGUUUUGAGUGUAUCGUCUUUACCCUUCUUGCGUGGUGGACAUUAUACGGCCCUCCAGCGUUUGGCUUUGAUUUCACAAGGAUAUAGCAGUUGGUUAUAUUUACUUCCACUGCAUCUGGUACUCGCCAUGACGACGUUGUUGCUGGUGGUGAUGUGUGUGUUGACAACGAAGAUGUUGUGCCAAACCAGCACGCGUUACUGUCUCCAUAGCGGUUUAGAAGUACCCGACGUCGACGUCCUCAACGCCACUGCCACGUGCGCGGCUUUGAAACCAAGGGAUUAUAUUCUUCCGCGCUUUGAUCCUGGACAGGUUGGUGACAUCACAGAAUUGAAUCUGACUUCCUGUCAAUCACAUCGGAGAAUCACUAUGGCAAGAAACCCACCUUUGUUUGAGAUCCCGGACUUCCUUACGUCAGACGAGACUGACAAACUGAUCGACCUUGCCACCGCCAAUGGCCUCACAGUCGCUCAGAUGAUCGGUCAGAAAGGGAGCAUCACUAAACAAACCGGCGACCGGACACGGAUAUCACAGACCACCUUCCUCCGACCGGACAUGGACAAUUUAUUACUCAACAUUCAACGAAGAAUAUCGUUAUUGACGGAGCUCCCAUUGGACCUCAUUGAAGAAAGCGAAUGGUAUCAGUUUGGUAGAUAUGGUGUUGGCGGCCAUUACCACUCUCACUACGACAGUUCAUUAUCCUCGCGGGAAACGCUGAUGCAGAAACCUUGCUGCUAUCAGUCAAGCCCUCCAUACACCGAAACCUCCUGCAUCAUGUGUAGGUAUAUAACAGUGAUGGUGUACCUGAAUGAUGUCGAGAAGGGAGGGGAGACAGCGUUUCCUUUAGCCGACCGUUCAACCACAGAACUCAAGGAAGAGGAUAUUGAUCUGAGUCGAUAUUGCCAAAAGUCGGCGUUGUUGGUGCGGCCGAAGAAGGGGAAGGCAGUCAUGUGGUACAACAACAUCCGGGACCCUGAGACUGGUUGGCUCGGCAUCGCCGACAAGUUUUCCCUCCAUGGCGGAUGUGACGUCAUCAAAGGAGAAAAAUGGAUAUUUAAUUCUUGGAUCAGCGCUCCGCAGUUCAACAGGAAGUUCGGCAACAGCUUCUACACUGACAGAUGGACAUGACGUCAGGGAUGGAUGUCUUCUUUCAACAAACCACAAACAACUAUAAGAAAACAUUUCAUUAACAGAAUAGUUCCAAAUAAA